This is a messenger RNA of Penicillium atrosanguineum, 201 nucleotides long. RefSeq lists its product as uncharacterized. Bases 1 to 201 code for a protein of 66 amino acids. The record is from RefSeq and is a predicted model, not a curated record. The transcript is spliced from 2 exons. Lineage: Eukaryota; Fungi; Ascomycota; Eurotiomycetes; Eurotiales; Aspergillaceae.
AUGCUGUCUAGAUUGCAGCUAUGGGUAGAGCUCGGGCUUCUCGUCUCUUGGACAGAGGCUUUUCAGGGCUCUGAUCGAUCCCUGGCCUACUUCAUCCAUCUAUACGAGUGGACCCGUCACUGUCAACUCUACCACGGUUCGGGUGCCACCGUCAAUGAGCACCUCAAACGUAUCGACAACCACGACGGCAUGUUUCAAUAG